Molecule: messenger RNA, 704 nt
Organism: Porites lobata
Lineage: Eukaryota; Metazoa; Cnidaria; Anthozoa; Scleractinia; Poritidae
Source: the annotation of a GenBank genome assembly
AUGCUAUACGCAGUAUACCAGAAAGGAAGUCCAUCGUCCAGUUGUUUUGGUUUUAUUGAUGGAACGGUGCGACCUAUUUGUAAGCCUGGAGAGAAUCAAAGGAUCGUUUAUAAUGGGCAUAAGCGAGUACAUGCCCUAAAGUUCCAGUCUGUAGCACUGCCAAAUGGUAUAAUAGCCAGCAUGUAUGGCCCAGUAGGUAAUUAAAAUUAUAGCAGCAUUUUAUUGAUGUAAAAAUAUUUUGUUGUGAAUCCUCUUACUUCUAAUUUAAUCUAUUUCACUGUUAUCUUCCAGAGGGGAAGAAACACGAUUCUGCCAUGUUAGCAGAUUAUGGUCUUCUUCAACAGCUGGAGCAUUAUGCUUUUUCUCGAGCAGUAGAGCCAAUGGCUCUUUAUGGGGACCCUGCUUAUCCCCUCCGUGUCCACUUGCAAGUCCCCUACAGAUGUGCAGGAAUGACGCCUCGCAUGGAGGAGUACAACAAGGCCAUGAGUGCUGUGCGUAUUUCUGUAGAAUGGCUUUUUGGUGACAUUAUAAACUACUUUAAAUUUCUCGACUUUAAAAAAAACUUGAAAAUUUCUCUGAGUGCUGUUGGGAAAAUGUACAUGGCAUGUGCCAUUCUUCGCAAUGCCUUGACUUGCAUGUAUGGCAAUUCGACAUCAGAGUUUUUUGCCCUAAACCCUCCUAGUGUACGCGAUUAUUUUAAUUGA